AUGCCUGCGACCAUGUCUACCCCUUUAGACACUGAGGAGGACAAGUCCGAACCACUACAUCCCUGUCUUGCAUCGCCUUACCGAUGUCCGCGUUCCGUCGUUGAGUCAGAUUCAUAUGUUGUGGAGGCCAUCUCGGAGUAUGUCAAGCUUACGGAUGAAGGACAGAGGAUCGAAUGGAAGUUAAGAAUAACGUUGGAGAAAUCGCUUUCCCCCGUCGAAAUGCCUGGAAGCAUUUAUACAUUUCGCAUCGAGGGCGAUUCGCCACUUCUCGCAGAAGGCACCGCAAUAUACAAGGUCGGCCGUACCCUUGACUACAAACGGCGAAUGGUUCAAUGGAACGCGCAAUGCCCUUCACAAACCCAUAGCUGGUACGAGCCGGUAUGGGUGGAACAUUGCCAUCGAACAGGUGAGUAG
Marasmius oreades (fairy-ring Marasmius) is the source of this 414-nucleotide messenger RNA. RefSeq lists its product as uncharacterized. NCBI's taxonomy places the organism in Eukaryota, Fungi, Basidiomycota, Agaricomycetes, Agaricales, Marasmiaceae. The record is from RefSeq and is a predicted model, not a curated record. The transcript is spliced from 2 exons. Bases 1 to 414 code for a protein of 137 amino acids.